AUGAAGUUAGACGCCAUUUUGGCAGCUUUGUUUGGGUAUGUAUCUCUCAACAAUGUUUGGGAAGAACUUUUAAUUAAACUUCUUUCUGCUACCACCGUGCAAAGAGAAGAAAUUGCAAAAAUGAAAGAUGAUGAAAUAGCCAAGAGAAUUUAUCUUCUACAGCAAGAACAUAGAUCCUCGGAAGUUUUCGGAAGGAUGAAAGAAAUAGGAAAGAAGAUGCUUCAACAUUGUGCCGGGUUGCCAUCAGCUGUCAUUGUGAUUGCAGGACUCCUUGCUAGAAAGGAUACAAUUGAAGAGUGGGAUACAGUGCUUAACAAUGUUUAUGCAUACAUAAGAAGAGGCAUUUUCCCGGAAGAUUUUGAGAUACCAGUGAAAAGAUUGACUCCACUGUGGAUGGCAGAAGUUUUUAUAUCUAUGCCACUACAACAAACACAAGGUUUAGUAGAAACAAUGGAGGACAUAGCAUACAACUACUUAAAUGAACUGGUGGACAGGUGUGUGGUUCAAAUUGGGGAACAGGGUUCUGUUAGAAAGAUCAAGUCUUGUCGUCUUCACGAUCUUAUGCGGGACUUGUGUUUGAUAAAGUCAGAAGAGGAGGGCUUUCUCCGAAAUGUCAAAUCACUGCACAGAAGUGAGACUAUGUAUUCUCCUCCUUCUCUGAUGAUAGCCAAGGUCGGAUAUGUUACCAAAUGUAUUUUGGAAGAUGGUGCAACUGAGGCAUUUACUUUAAAUUAUGUUUCGAGUCGCUGUUGUGAGUUGAAUGAUCUUGCUGGAUUAACCAGUCUCAGAAAACUGGCCAUACAAUUGGCAAGCCCCUUGAAAAAUUUGGAGGAAACCUUGAAAGGUAUAAGCAACACACUCAAUGGCAUUCGAUCUCUAUAUGUGCACAACUUACUUGGAACUGACAGUGGCACGGAGGUAACACAAAUAGUAUUCAGUUGUCGUCAUGUGUACAAGCUGAAAUUGAAUGGUCGAACAGUAGAGUUACCUGGAGACCUUCAGCACUUUCCAAACUUCACUAAGUUAUCUCUGUGCCGGUGUGAUCUCAACGACAACCAAAUGGCGGUACUAGCGAAGUUGCCAAAUUUGAAAAUCCUAUGCCUAAUGGAAGAAACUUUUGAGAGUUCAAUUUCGGACACACUGGUUUUCUCCAACGAAGGCUUUCGUCGUCUUGAAUGUCUUUCCCUUAUUUCUAUGUAUGAGUUAAAGGACUUGAAGGUGGAAAGAGGAGCCAUGCCGAGCCUCCGCCGAUUGUUCAUACAAGCUUGCUACAGAUUGACCGAAGUUCCAAACGGGCUGAGGUAUCUUACUACGCUCAGGGAGUUGAGCUUCGUAAGGAUGUCUACGACAUUUCGUAACAGGCUUCAGGUAGGAGGAGAGGAUUUCGAUAAAGUCCAACUCGUGCCUUCCGUUGUAUUUGCCAACAUGGUGGACAGUUCUGAAGUCGCGAAAUUCCAAUCACGACAGCGGAGAUCGCAUUCUGCCCAAGACUCUCCUGGAAAAAACAAGAAAAAAUAG
Malus domestica (apple) is the source of this 1518-nucleotide messenger RNA. The record is from RefSeq and is a predicted model, not a curated record. Lineage: Eukaryota; Viridiplantae; Streptophyta; Magnoliopsida; Rosales; Rosaceae.